UUUGUAACCAAAUACAGGGACGGUGUUUCUGAGUCUCAGUUCCAAACGGUGUUGGACUACGAGCAUAGAAAACUACUGGAGGGUUGCCGUAAGGCCGGCAUAACUACUCCACCAAAAGUGACUUUCGUAACGGUGCAGAAGCGACACCACACCCGCUUCCGUCCGGCCGACCCCAGACAAGGCACCGGACGUAUGAAAAACAUUCCGGCGGGCACUACAGUCGACUCGCAUGUCGUCCACCCGACAGACUUUGACUUCUACUUGUGCUCACACGAGGGCAUUCAGGGUACGAGUCGUCCGACCCAUUACUAUGUCCUCCACGACGACUAUGGCUUCAGCGCUGAUGAGCUCCAGAAGCUCUCGUACUACAUGUGCUAUACGUACGCGCGUUGCGAUAAGCCUAUAAGCAUACCGGCGCCCGUACAGUACGCCCAUUUGGCCGCGUACAGGGCUCGCAACCAUAUAUUGUCGUACAAUCAACGCGCUGCUGAAUCUGCCGCCGACGCAGCCAGUGGUUCGGGUGCCGGUCGAGGCCGCGGUCGUGGUCGCGGAGCCCCCGCCGCGCCCGCACGUCACGGUCCGCCCCGCGACGAGUCCGACGCCGACCGUAAGAUACGUGAAAACAAAGCGGCCGCGCAAAUCAAUUCCAGUAUCCGAGUGAACGCGUCGCUCAAAAAUAACAUGUAUUACUGUUAAACUAAUCGGCGGCUCCGGGAGUCGCGUGCAGUGACUCCCAACUUGUGGGCACCGCCGCAGUAUUGAUAGCACACAUGUGUUAAUUCUAUUGUUAUUCAUUGCAACC
This is a messenger RNA of Medioppia subpectinata, 802 nucleotides long. NCBI's taxonomy places the organism in Eukaryota, Metazoa, Arthropoda, Arachnida, Sarcoptiformes, Oppiidae. The record is from the annotation of a GenBank genome assembly.